GAUUCAGUCUGAGCCCGGAUUGUACUCUGUACAAAUUACCCGGGUAUUGAUAGGAAGGAUCGGAUAUACGUACAAACAUGAAAUAUUAGCCAGUAAUCAUCUGAAAACAGUGAAUGAAGCUGAUGAUGUUAUCUUUUGCCAUCUCCACCAGCGUCAAGGUGGUUACCAUACUCAGCAGUAUGCAUGGAAAUGAUGAUCAUCCAGCUACUGUUUGGUUGAUAGAUUCUUCAGCUAAUGGAUUAUCUGGUGAUAGUCCUGUAUACCCAUUGCUAUUAAGGAUGAGCAGCUUGGGAGCCCCCUUGUCAGCAAUUGUACUGCUAUGUACAUGCGAUUCUCUCAUUCUGUGGUUGAGGAGAGGAAUGGUUAUUAUAUAUAGAAUAAUACUUUCUUUUAUCGAUGGGUCGAGAAGAUAAUACGUUUCUGACUGCGCUGAUGAUCCCGGCCAACUAUGGGACUGUAGCACGGAGUACUUACUACUAGUACUGUGCACAUCUGGGGACAGC
Aspergillus ruber CBS 135680 is the source of this 503-nucleotide messenger RNA. RefSeq lists its product as uncharacterized. The record is from RefSeq and is a predicted model, not a curated record. Lineage: Eukaryota; Fungi; Ascomycota; Eurotiomycetes; Eurotiales; Aspergillaceae. The transcript has a single exon. Bases 114 to 413 code for a protein of 99 amino acids.